AUGGCAUGUAACGUCCCUAACCAAAGACAGCGGGCUAUGUCAACCUCUGGAGAAGCUCUAUAUGAAAUUCUUGGUCUGCAGAAGGGAGCAUCAAAUGAAGAAAUUAAGAAAACCUACAGAAAGUUGGCCUUGAAGCACCAUCCAGACAAAAAUCCAGAUGACCCAGCUGCUGCUGACAAGUUUAAGGAAAUCAACAAUGCCCACACAAUACUUACUGACAUGUCCAAGAGAAUCAUAUAUGACAAGUACGGAUCGCUGGGACUCUAUGUGGCUGAGCAAUUUGGAGAUGAAAAUGUUAAUACCUACUUUAUGCUUUCAAGUUGGUGGGCAAAGGCCCUGUUUGUCAUUAUUGGCCUCUUGACCGGCUGCUAUUUUUGCUGCUGUCUAUGCUGUUGCUGCAACUGCUGCUGUGGACGCUGCCGGCCCAAAUCUUCGGAGCCAGAAGAGGACUUCUAUGUGUCCCCAGAGGAUCUUGAGGAGCAGAUCAAGACUGACAUGGAAAAAGAUUUGGACUUUCCAGUUGUUCUUCAGCCUACAAAUGCAAAUGAGAAAACACAGCUAAUCAAAGAAGGAUCUCGAAGUUAUCUCACAGACUCUUAA
Molecule: messenger RNA, 600 nt
Organism: Pipistrellus nathusii (Nathusius's pipistrelle)
Lineage: Eukaryota; Metazoa; Chordata; Mammalia; Chiroptera; Vespertilionidae
Source: the annotation of a GenBank genome assembly